AUGUGUAUUGCUGCUAUCAAGGGUUGGCCUUUACAUCAGUUGGAUGUUAAUAAUGCCUUCAUCCAUGGUGAUUUAGAGGAGGAAGUGUACAUGUCCUUACCACAGGGCUAUCACAGCAAGGGGGGCUGUUCAACAGAUGCUAGACCUUUUGUAUGCAAGUUGAGAAAGUCACUUUAUGGAUUGAAGCAGGCCAGCAGGCAGUGGCAUGCUAAACUAUCCACAACAAUCACUGAAAUGGGUUUUGUUCAAUCAAAAUCUGAUUAUGCCCUAUUUGUACAUUCAAAGGGCUCUAAUUUUACUGCCCUUUUGGUCUAUGUAGAUGACAUAUUGAUCACAAGUAAUGAUGCUCAAUGUGUAGCAGAUUUAAAAGAACUCUUGGAUGCUAAGUUUGGGAUAAAAGACUUAGGAACCUUGAAGUAUUUUCUGGGGUUAGAAGUGGCAAGGAGUGACAAGGGCAUUACUCUUAAUCAGAGAAAAUAUGCCUUAGAAGUGUUGACAGAUUCAGGUAUGAUAGGCUGCAAGCCUAUGAAAACUCCUAUGGAGCAGCACCUUAGAUUGUCAAAGGAUGAAGGAGAGUUAAUUGAUGAUCCUUCACAGUACAGAAGGCUUAUAGGUAGGUUGAUUUAUUUAACCUUGACAAGACCAAACAUUUGUUAUGCAGUGAAUAGGCUAAGUCAAUUUUUGAGCAAGCCUAGGCAUCCUCACAUGGUGGCAGCACUAAGGGUUUUACAAUACAUCAAGGGUGCUCCAGGGCAGGGGUUGUUUUUCUCAGCCAACUCAGAUUUUCAAUUGAAGGCAUUUUGUGAUGCGGACUGGGCAGGAUGCCCUGACACUAGGAGAUCUUUGACAGGAUAUUGCAUUUUCCUUGACUUCAAGAUUGAGCACUCCAAGGCUGCACUACUCUACUGUGACAACAAGGCAGCCUUGCACAUAGCUGCAAACACAGUGUUCCAUGAGAGAACAAAACAUAUAGAAGUAGAUUGUCAUUUAGUCAGGGAAAAAAUACAGGCAGGUAUGAUUAAGACUUUCCAUGUCAGGACCAAUUUACAACUGGCUGAUGUGUUUACUAAAGCACUUGGUGCACCUGCAUUCUUGGAUUUGAUUAGUAGAUUAGGAUUACUCAACAUUUUCAGUCCCAACAUUACUUAUUCACAACCAUGGCAAGACUCAGAAGCUAUUUCCACAGCAGAAGCAGCUCUGGUCUUGAGGGGGGCUGUUAAGAAGAUCAACCAAAAGAGUAAACCUGAAGCAGUGGUGAAUAAAGGAAGACUGACUCGUGUAAGAAAGACUAAAGAGCAAAAGAAGAAAAGGGGAUUAAACGACAGUAACAUUAGUAUAUUACUGAGAAAGCUACUUGUAGCAUUAAAAGGAGUUCACGAGACAAGGUCUCAUGCUCGUGCGUCUGGUGAGGAAGAAAAGGUGAUGACAAGGAAGCAGAAGGCAGAGAGCAAAGAACAUGAAGCAGAGCAAUCUCCAAAGAAGCCCAAGUCUGAAAAUGAAAACGGCCAGCCUAAUGGAAAAGAUGCGGCCGAGAUAGCUGCCGAGUUUGAAGAAUUCUGUAAAGCCAUUAAAGAGCAUCUCUAUCAACAAAUGCGUGAAAUACUGGAAGCUAAUGGCGAAGACUCCUCCGGCCCUGAUAGUGCUAUUGUCUCUAAAUGCCAAGAUUUGCUGUUUUAUGGGGUGUUGGAGAAAUGCUCACUUUUUUGCAAUGGCAAUUUGGAGUACACGGGUACACGCUAUUCUUGCUAUUCUUGCAGAGGAUUUUAUAGUGAGUGGUCUUCUUGCACCUUCAACACCAAGGAUCCUCCAAGGAAACAAGAACCAAUCAAAUUACCAGUUAUUCUCAAUUCUCCUGUUUCAGAUUUACUAAAGAAGUAUCAGGAUCCAAGUCGCCGGCCUCACAGGGAUUUAGUCACCACAGAUAAACCUUUUACAUGAAUGAUGAUCUCUCUGAUGGGCCGUCUUUCUUGAACAAAUGAUUAUUGGAGAAAAGAGAUUGAAAAACAUGGAGGAAAAGUUGCCAACAAAGUCAUAGGUGCGACUUGUCUGGUUGUUUCUCCAGCUGAGAGAGAGCGUGGUGGCACGUCUAAACUUGUGGAAGCAAUGGAGAGAGGCAUUCGUGUAGUGAGUGAAGCUUGGUUGGCAGAUAGUGUUCACAAAAAAGAAGCCCAACCCUUUGAAGCUUUUGAUGUUGUCAGUGAUCUCUCGGUAGAUGGGAAAGGAAUUCCAUGGGAUAAACAAGAUCCUAGUGACGAGGCACUUGAAUCACUCUCAGCAGAACUAAAGCUUUAUGGUAAGAGAGGAGUAUACAAGGAUUCCAUAUUGCAGGAGCAAGGCGGAGAGAUAUUCCAAAAAGAUGGGAUACUGUAUAAUUGUGCCUCUUCUCUUUGCGUCUUAGGGCGUGGACUGAAUGACUAUUGUGUGAUGCAACCGAUCACAGUGCCAGAGCGUGGCUUGCAUCUGUACUAUAAGAAAGAUAGAGUGGGUAAUGAUCCAAACGCAGAGGAGAGGCUCAAACAGUGGGAAGAUGUGGAAAAUGCUGUGAAAGAGUUUGUGAGGCUCUUUGAGGAAAUAACUAGAAAUGAAUUUGAGCCCUGGGAAAGAGAGAAGAAAUUCCAGAAGAAGCCACUGAAAUUUUUUCCAAUAGACAUGGAUGAUGGAAUUGAAGUGAGACAUGGAGGUCUUGCACUUCGGCAGCUAGGAGUUGCAGUCACACACUGCAAACUUGAGCCUUUGCUUGCCAAUUUCAUGAAGGUUUUGUGCAGUCAGGGGAUAUACAAGUAUGUUCUGAUGGAGAUCGGACAUGACCCCCCAGACCUACCAAUAGGGAUGGUCACUGAUUUUCACUUGAAACGAUGUGAGGAGGUUCUCCUAGAGUUCAUUGAAAAGGUGAAAUCAAUGAAAGAGACUGGGCUGAAGGCUGAGGCUGUUUGGUCAGAUUUUAGCCAAAGAUGGUUUACUCUGAUGCACUCCACUAGAUCUUUCAUCUUUCGGGACUUUCAAGAACUUGCAGACAGUGCUGCAGCUGCACUAGAAACUGUUCGAGACAUAACUGUGGCUUCACACCUUAUAGAAGACAUGAGUGCCUCAACCAUUGAUGAUCCAUUGUCUGAUCGAUACAAGAAACUGGGAUGCUCAAUCGCCCUUGAUAAAGAUUCUGAUGACUACAAAAUGAUCCUGAACUAUCUGCAGAAAACUUAUGAACCUGUCAAAGUUGGAGAUAUUGAAUAUGGUGUGUCCGUUGAUAACAUAUUUGCUGUGGAAACAAAUGCGCACUCUUCUUAUGAUGAAAUAAAGAAGUUACCAAACAAAGUCCUUUUAUGGUGUGUUGUAUACAAAUUUUUCUUUACUGGCACCCGCACCUCAAAUUUAUUGAGGCACUUGCAUAAAGGAUACUUGCCAUCAAUAUGUCAUCUUCCUGUCCCGGGUUACAUGUUUGGCAGGGCAAUAGUUUGUUCUGAUGCUGCAGCAGAAGCUGCUAGAUAUGGGUUCACUGCAGUAGACAGGCCAGAAGGGUUCUUGGUCCUCGCAAUUGCUUCUCUAGGAGAUCAAAUUACUGAGCCAAAGAGUCCACCUGAGAAUACCAAGUCCUUGGAAGACAAGAAGCUUGGGGUGAAGGGGCUGGGUCGAAAGAAGACUGAUGAAUCAGAACACUUUGCUUGGAAAGAUGAUAUAAAAGUACCUUGUGGUCGCUUGGUUCCCUCAGAGCACAAUGAGCCCCUUGAAUACAAUGAGUAUGCUACUUAUGAUCCUAAACAGGUGAGCAUAAGGUUCUUGGUGGGAGUGAAGUAUGAAGAGAAGGGUGCGGUGAUGGAGACUAAGGAGUGAAGAAUAGGAGAAGAGAAUUGCUGUUGAGAGCAAAGGGUCCUGUUUUGUUCUUUCAGUCUCUUUCUUUAGCUCACUCGCUCUUGUACCUGCUCUAACUUUUUGUAUGGAGAUGGAACCUUUGUAUCAGGCGGCUGAUGAUGUUGAUGUAUCUUUUGUUGUAUAUAAUCAUCAAUAACCCUCCCGUAUCUAUAAUCUAUCUGUU
Molecule: messenger RNA, 4030 nt
Organism: Quercus lobata
Lineage: Eukaryota; Viridiplantae; Streptophyta; Magnoliopsida; Fagales; Fagaceae
Product: poly ADP-ribose polymerase 3
Biological process (GO): double-strand break repair; protein poly-ADP-ribosylation
Cellular component (GO): nucleolus
Molecular function (GO): zinc ion binding; NAD+ poly-ADP-ribosyltransferase activity
Source: RefSeq, a predicted model, not a curated record